This is a messenger RNA of Schistocerca gregaria, 2987 nucleotides long. Its product is annotated as peroxidase-like. The transcript has 17 exons. Gene Ontology annotation, biological process: response to oxidative stress. Gene Ontology annotation, molecular function: heme binding; peroxidase activity. NCBI's taxonomy places the organism in Eukaryota, Metazoa, Arthropoda, Insecta, Orthoptera, Acrididae. The coding region runs from base 114 to 2876 and encodes 920 amino acids. The record is from RefSeq and is a predicted model, not a curated record.
UUGGCUAAGUGGCGGCGCUGGCGGCUGUGGAGCCGUCUGGUCCUGCAGCGUGGGCGGCCGCAGCCAGCCGGCGGCCUGCGGCCAACCAGAAGGCGAGCAGACUUCGGCCCGCGAUGUUGUUGAGCCUCCGAGUCCUGCUGGCGAUCGUCGCGCUGGCCGGCGUGCAGCCGCAGCCGCAGCAGCCGUCAUCGCCCUUCUUCCGCACCAGCCUCUUCCCAGAGCAGCUCCAGCAGCAGCAGCUGCAGCUACGCCAGCGGCAGCUACAGGACCAGCUGCAAGGUGUACAGCAGCAGCUGCAGACGGCGAGCAACCCAGCGCUGCAGUCGGCGCUGUUCAUACAGCAGGAGCAGCUGCUGUCCAUGCUGCAGGCGACUCAGCGGGAGCAGCAGGAGCUGCAGGUGCUGUUGCAGGCGCAGCUGAGCGGCGCGCCACCUGUGCAGCAGCAGCAGCAACAGCAGCAGCUGUUGCCUCUGCCGCUGCCGCCGCCGGUGCCUAUAGAGCUGCCGGACCAGCUGCAGCAGAUACAGCCAAUUGCUCCGCCGGUACAAGUGGUGCAAGUUGAAAUUCCAACUCAGGUGGUGGUGGAGGUGCAGGAGGUGGGCUCCGCGCCGCCCUGCUCCACGCAGUCCGGGCUGGCGGGCGCGUGCCGGCCGCUCGUGCAGUGCAUCACCUUCUACGCCGAGGUGCCCGAGCUGCGCCGCCAGCCCUGCCGUCUCCAGGACAACGAGCUGGGCGUCUGCUGCCCGCUGCGCAGGGAGUCCGCAGUGGCGCAGUCGGGCUCGAAGGGCAUCCUGCAGGCGCCGCCGCCGCCGCCGGUGGUGGUGCCGGCGCUGACGCCGCAGCAGCUGGACGCGGCGGCCGCCUCUGCGCUGGAGCGCGUGCGCCAGCGCGUCCAGUUCCUCGCGGCGCUCUUCUCCGGGGGCGUCGUCGUCGCGCCGGGCACGCCGGCCGCCUGGCACCAGGAGUUCUUCCAGACCACCAACCGCACGCUCACCACCGGCCAGCAGGCGCAGAAGAACGUCGAGGCCAGCGUCGGGCUCAUCCAGGAGUUCCAGCUGACGCCGCAGCAGGGCACGUUCGCGCUGCCCAAGUUCAGCGUGCUGAACACGGUGAUCGCGGACACGUGUCCGCGCACGGCGCGCUGCAUCGAGUCCACCAAGUACCGCAGCGCCGACGGCUCUUGCAACAACGUGCAGCACGACGCCUGGGGCAAGGCGGGCACCGCACUGCAGAGGAUCCUGCCGCCCAAGUACGACGACGGUGUGAACGCGCCGCGGUCGCGCGCCUCCAGCGGCGAGCCGCUGCCGAGUGCGCGGGUCGUGAGCAGCCAGUUCUCGCCGGAGGCGAACCGGCCCUACGACAACUACACGCUGCUCGUCAUGCAGUGGGGGCAGUUCCUCGACCACGACCUCACACACACGCCCAUCAACUUCGGUCAGAGUGGGACUGGAAUAACUUGCUGUGAGAAUGGGGACGUCAUAGCCCCGUCGAAGCGACAUCCGGACUGUUUUCCAAUACUGAUACCCAACAACGAUCGUACGUUCUCUCGUUUCGGAGAGAGAUGUAUGGAGUUCGUGCGAUCGCUACCGGCGCCCAGGCCUGAGUGCAACUUUGGUCCUCGAGAACAGAUGAACCAGAUCACCGGCUACCUGGACGGCUCCAACAUCUACGGCUCCAGCGACGACGCCCAAAGGGAGCUUCGCGAGUUCCGCGGCGGCAGGCUGCGCAUCCAGAACUUCCACGGCAAGGCCAUGCUGCCCGAGAACAGGGACGAGUGCACCGACGACUUCGACCAGCUCGCCUGCUUCAAAGCUGGCGACUCGCGCGUGAACGAGCAGAUCGACCUGGCGGUGGUGCACACGCUGUGGAUGCGCGAGCACAACCGCGUGGCGCGCGAGCUGGCGGCGCUGAACCCGCGCUGGAGCGACGAGGCGCUCUUCCAGGAGGCGCGCAGGAUCGUCGUGGCCGAGCUGCAGCACAUCACCUACAACGAGUUCCUGCCGCUCGUCCUGGGUAAUGCGUACAUGGAUAAGUUUGAGUUGCGGCCGAAAAACAAAGGGCAUUCGAAACUGUACGACAACAACGUGAACGGUGGCAUCACCAACGUAUUCGCUACUGCCGCUUACCGCUUCGGACAUAGCUUGAUCCAAAGUAGCCUAGAAGGGUUCAGUAUAUUCGGGACACUCAAACAAAAUCUUACACUUCACAAGCACCAAUUCACACCAUUCCCGCUGUACGGUGACGGGGCGUUCGACAAUUUCGUGAGGGGACUGUCCACGCAACCGUGUCAGCGAAUGGACCGCUUCUUCACCAAGGAGAUAACUGACCACCUGUUCCAAGGAGAUCUGGACUUUGGACUGGACCUCGUGGCUCUGAACAUACAGCGCGGACGGGACCACGGGCUGCCCCCAUACGCUGACUGGAGGGAAGUGUGCAAUCUUGAGCCCAUCAACACGUGGGACGACAUGCUCAAAAUGAUGGACCCGGAUGCGGUGUCGGCCCUGCGUCAGCUGUACAGCUCGCCGCGGGAGGUGGACCUGUUCGUGGGCGCCGUGGCGGAGCGGCCGCUGCCGGGAGCUCUUCUCGGCCCCACGCUGGUCUGCCUCGUGGGCGACCAGUUCGCGCGCCUGCGCAGAGGCGACCGCUUCUUCUACGAGGAGCCCGAUCAGCCGUCCUCCUUCACCGAAGCACAACUGGACAGCAUCAGGAAGACAAGUUUAGCGAGAGUGUUGUGCGACAAUACGAAUGACCUGGCCCAGGUGCAGCCGCUAGUGUUCGUCCAAGCUUCAUUCUUGAACCAAAGAGUCAGCUGCACGAGUCAGUCAAUACCUCGAGUCGACCUCAGACACUGGAGGGAUGAACCAGUACCUGUGUGAAAUCUGCUUUGUGUAGCACUGCAAAGAAUGUGGGCUUGCUCUAAGGACAUACGAGUACUGCCGCAAUUCGAAUGUUUAGCAUGUUUCCAAAUAAAAUGACAUUCUUUUGAA